GUUGGUUUCGAGCUAUUUUACCAAAGUCUGCUCUGAGAGUGGAAGAAGAAGCCUGGAAUGCCUACCCGUACACCAAAACCAGGUACAAGUGUCCCUUCAUUGAGAAGUUUCUACUGGAGGUGGAGACCAAGUACCACAAUGACCCAGGGGAUGAUGAUGGUGUCUUCAGCUUAUCUAAAAGUGAAAAGGCUCAAAGAACUGUUGAUUAUAUAGACAUAGUAAAAGACAGCGUGACUGGGGGAGACUACAACAAAGAUGAAGACCCCAAAUUGUAUAAGUCCAAGAAAACUGGAAGAGGUCCCCUGACCGAGGAAUGGAGGCAGGAAUAUGCCGAAGCUUUGCGUUCUGGCAGCCCUGAUGGCAAGGAGAUGAUGACAGCCUACAAGUUGUGCAGGGUGGAGUUCAAGUACUGGGGCAUGCAGAACAAAAUUGAGAGGUUCAUUCAUGAUAUUGCUCUAAGGAAGACAAUGCUACGAGCUCACAGACAAGCCUGGUGUUGGCAGGACGAAUAUUAUGGGCUAACACUGGAGGAUAUUCGAGAGUUAGAGCGUGAAACCCAGCUGGCACUGGCUGAGAAAAUGGCAGCCGCCAAAAUUGAAGAAGGAGGCGAGGGCAUGGCCCAGGCUGCAUCUGAUGAAGACAGUAACAGCAACACAUCUUGCAUGUCGGAGAGACAGUCUGGGCAAUCCAAAGUGGAUAAACCUAAAUCUUCAGUUCAUUUCUCAGAGACCACAGUCUCAGAUUCGCCCACAUCGGACUCGUAUGGAAAGGAUUUUAUACCCAGGAGUGCCUCACAGGAGAGUACUGCUAGCACUGUUGUGAAUGGCAAUUUGGGGGCGGCAUCUUCGUCGUCACAUCAGAGACAGUCACAAGGAUCCAGGGGCAGAUCAUCUGGGGGUAAGUUGAUACUACUCAGUUGUCUGCUGGUAGGCGUCAAGCCAUCACUACUACUUUUACUGCUGCUUCUUCUUCUUUUACUUUUUUUCUUCUUCUUAAAAUCUGUUUCUUUAUUAUGGACUGUGGAAUGA
Messenger RNA from Candidula unifasciata, 1028 nucleotides. The record is from the annotation of a GenBank genome assembly. Lineage: Eukaryota; Metazoa; Mollusca; Gastropoda; Stylommatophora; Geomitridae.